Carassius auratus (goldfish) is the source of this 1354-nucleotide messenger RNA. RefSeq names its product ADP-ribosylation factor-like protein 5A. The coding region runs from base 325 to 864 and encodes 179 amino acids. The record is from RefSeq and is a predicted model, not a curated record. NCBI's taxonomy places the organism in Eukaryota, Metazoa, Chordata, Actinopteri, Cypriniformes, Cyprinidae. Gene Ontology annotation, molecular function: GTP binding; GTPase activity. The transcript has 6 exons.
GAGUCACUUCCGGUGAGUGUUGCGUGGCUGUUAGCAGUACUGAUUGAGUUCGAGUUCAGACGCUCGUCUCGCUGCCGCAGAACCAAAUGAACGCCCUCGUUACCCUUACCUCCAGACGUGACAGCACUGAAAUGAUGCAGGAUUUAGACAUCCCUUCCUCACGAAACAUGGACACCGUUAUGGGGAGAACAUUAAAGGAGUGAAUAACUGUUACCGACAGCAUUAUUUUUUUACUGAACCGGAUCGUUAGCUUAGCUGGCUAACAGAUAGAUUUUCAGUCUCUCUCUGCUGCUGGGUGGCGUUGCCCAAGGCCGGACACCAGCGAUGGGAAUCCUUUUCACAAAAUUAUGGAGGCUUUUUAACCACCAAGAGCACAAAGUCAUUAUUGUUGGGCUGGACAAUGCAGGAAAGACCACCAUACUUUAUCAGUUCUCUAUGAAUGAGGUGGUGCACACUUCACCCACCAUAGGCAGCAAUGUGGAAGAGAUUGUGGUCAAUAAUACACAUUUCCUUAUGUGGGACAUUGGAGGACAGGAAUCGUUACGCUCGUCUUGGAACACGUACUACACUAACACAGAGUUUGUGAUCGUGGUCGUGGACAGCACAGACAGAGAGAGGAUCUCAGUUACCAGAGAGGAGCUCUACAGGAUGUUAGCCCAUGAGGAUCUGAAAAAAGCUGGUUUGUUGGUCUUCGCCAACAAGCAAGAUGUGAAGGGUUGUUUGACUGUUGCUGAGAUUUCCCAGAGUCUUCAGCUUACCUCUGUCAAAGACCAUCAGUGGCACAUCCAGGCCUGCUGUGCUCUCACUGGAGAAGGGCUCUGUCAGGGUCUGGAAUGGAUGAUGUCACGGCUGCGAGUAAGAUGACCUCUGACCUCAGAUAGCAGUGUGCUCUCUCUAUCUUUCCCACUGGACGUGGAGGCCGGGUGUCGCUCACUGUGAAGGUGACCCAGCGACGUCACCAGAACUUGUUUGAUUUAUUUAUUACAGAUUAUUGAAACCUGUGAACAAACAAUCUGCAACUAACUAAGUAAAAAAAGUCAGGACUUGCAAGACAGCAUAAACUCAGUGUUUUUCUGUGUGAAUGGCCAUUGAAAGAGUAACGAGGGUUGCACAGACCUUGGACUAACUGGUCUCUAGCUGAGCAGAACCCUACCUGGAGUGGCCUCACUGCUUUGCCCAGCUAGCUGACAUGGUGUUGCCCAGUGUGUACAGUCCAGUAUUUUCAUUAACCUUGUGCCUGCACCUGACUCUCUGUCUCCUCUGCAGUUAGGAGGAGACCCAUUACCAUGCAAGAGGAGACUGCACUUAUGUAAAAUACAACUAAAUAAAGUGUUUUUAUCUGUCAUGAUAAAAA